Aureobasidium musti is the source of this 1935-nucleotide messenger RNA. The record is from the annotation of a GenBank genome assembly. NCBI's taxonomy places the organism in Eukaryota, Fungi, Ascomycota, Dothideomycetes, Dothideales, Saccotheciaceae.
GCCCUGGGAACGCCGCUUGCCUGGCCCGAAGCGAAAAAGGUCGCCGGACAGGUCCGAGAAUGGGGCAUUGAGGGCAAGGAGCGCGAUGCCCUUCUCUGGGGAGACGAAAUCGAGUACCUUGUCGUGACAUACGAUGACGAUAAGCGUCAGGUCCGACUCUCGCUACGCCAGGCAGAUAUUCUCGAGGCUUUGGCUAGCGACGAGAAGCUCCUCGCCCAGGGUGGUGGUGUAGACGAGAUCCAGCGUGGCUCAGUCAGGUCUGGCAAGACGGCUCCCGUGUUCCACCCCGAGUUCGGUCGUUUCAUGCUCGAGACGACUCCUGGACGGCCAUGGGGAAUUGACCUCAAAGAUCUGCUUGACGUCGAAUCAGACAUGAAGUGGAGGCGCAAAAUCGCAAAGGAGCACAUGGAACCGAGCGAGUUUCCCAUUACUCUGACCACCUUCCCACGAUUGGGUGCCAAAGAACGAUCCAUUACUCCCGAGUACNNCCCCCUGAACGGCGACAAGCUAAGAUCUCAGUUCCUCCCUGACGAGAUCGCGAACCCUCAUAUUCGUUUCCCAACUCUGGCCGCCAACAUUCGCGCUCGCAGAGGCCGCAAGGUCGAGAUCAACGUGCCCGUGUACAAGGACGAGAAGACCACAUGGCCCUUCAACGAUCCCACUGUGGACUACGAUCUCCACACUUGGCCCGAGGACGACGAUGUCCGCAAUGGAGCUGCAAAAGAGAACCACAUCUACAUGGAUGCAAUGGCCUUCGGCAUGGGAAGCUGUUGUCUCCAGAUCACUUUCCAGGCAAAGAACAUUGACGAGGGUCGCAAGAUGUACGACCAACUCAGCCCUAUUGGUCCUAUUCUGCUUGCUUUGACUGCCGCCACACCUAUCUACAAGGGCUUUCUGGCCGAUACCGAUGUCAGAUGGAACCAGAUUAGCAGAUCAGUCGACGACAGAACCCCAGAAGAGCUUGGCGAGAAGCCGUUGAAAGAUUCGAGAUGGCAGAUUCCCAAGUCUCGGUACGCUUCCAACUCGACAUAUAUCGCUCAAGAUCCUCGCCUACGCAAGGAAUAUUUCGAUCCUAACCUUGUAGUUGACCCUGACAUGAAGCAGAAGCUCGUAGAUGGUGGUAUGGAUGAUCUGUUAGCCACUCACUUUGCUCAUCUCUUCAUUCGCGAUCCGAUUGUUGUCUUCAACGAAGACCUGAAGGAGCUAGAUCUGAACAAGGUCGACCACUUUGAGAAUUUGCAAUCCACGAACUGGCAACACAUGCGCUUCAAGCCACCGCCGCCAGGCAACGACAUUGGCUGGCGUGUCGAAGUCAGACCCAUGGAGAUCCAGAUCACCGACUUUGAAAACGCCGCUUUCUCCGUCUUUGUCGUCCUCAUCACCCGUGCAAUCCUCAGUUUCGACCUCAACUUCUACAUUCCCAUCCAAAAGACGACUGAGAAUAUGGAGACGGCACACCUGCGUAACGCAGUCACGGAGCAGAAAUUCUGGUUCCGCAAGAACCCCUUCCCAGCGACCAGACAACCGAGAUCGGGCACCUCGACACCGACACAAUUCUCGCGUCCCCCUAGUCCGGCUGCUCGCGUGGAAGACGAAUACGAACUCAUGACCGUCGAUGAAAUCAUGAACGGCAAGGCCGACGGUUUCCCCGGUUUGAUUCCUCUGGUCGAACGUUAUCUGUCCAGCAUCAAUGUCGAUGUCGAGAUCCGCUGCGAGAUGGCCAGAUACUUGAAGCUCAUCCGUCAGCGUGCGACAGGCGAGCUCUGGACGGCUGCGAAAUGGAUCAGACACUUUGUUGCCGAGCACAAGGAGUACAACAAGGACAGCGUGGUUGGCGAAGGCAUCACCUUUGAUCUCGUCAAGGCUGUUGAGCAAAUGACUGUCAACGAAGGCAAAGAUGGCUUGGGUGUUGAGAUGUUGGGCCAGAGGAAGUGA